AUUGGGGGCAAAAAGAUAGGUCGUGCUGUUUUGGUGUUGGCGAUUGUCGAGCUUUCACCUCCGAAGCGUACGACGACGAGAGGGACGGAGAGGGUCGGGGUUGGAGGUUUUACCUGCAGAUGCUGAAGAACUCUAUUUCAUUACAUGGAGGGGAAUGAAGCCACUGACACAGAGAUCUCAAAAGAAGCUGCUCUCUUAAAAACAGAGAAUGAUCGAUCACCACGGGAACCAGUCACCGGCAGUGCAGUGGAGACAUACAGUCUGUUAGCUUCCCACGACAGUGAUUGGCCGGAACACUUAUCUUUGCUGCGAUCACCUGAGGUGGUUAUUGAAUCUGUUGCUGGAAGGAACUUCAAUUACAAUGUAGGUACACAGGCAGGUUCUCAACCACUUUGUGCAAGCCUUCACUCUUUGAACAACCCGGCAGUAUCCGUGGAAGAGCUGACUCUGAAAAACUACAAGAAUCCUUACUUAUCACUGGAUGGUAGCUCAAGUUUAUCUUUAGGUGGCAGCUCGAGUAGUGGAGAAAAACCUUUGGUCCAGACAAGUUCAUGGCCGAAUUUUACAAGGAUUGCUGGCAGACCAAAGCAAACAGCACCAAAGGAUUAUCAAUUAUUGGGUCGCAAGGAUGCUGGAGGCAGUGCACUGCCUCCAUAUGGGUCUCAGACAUUGCUUCCACUCCUGCAAUCGCAACCAAAGACAUCCAGGGUAGAUGAGCAUGUAGCUGGAGUUGGCAACCACAGAGUCUCAAGUAAUUUAAGUGCAAGAUCUCCUCAUGAGAUCCGACCUAAGUCUCUGUCUUCUUCUGGGUUUCAACAAUUUUUUAUCAGAAGUUCCUCAAAUGGUAAAGCUGUUGCAUGUAAACAUCAAAAAGGUCAUGAUGUAUUGGACAGUGCAAUAUCUGCGCUAACUAUUGAAAAGUCUAAUGUUGACAAAAGAAUUUCUUCUAAUUUGUCUCAUGCGCCCGGUGAAGAGGCGGAUAGGAUGCACCUUUUAGGUGGUGGAGAACUGGUCUCCCAUCACGGGGAUAUUACUUUGAGGGAGUGGCUUAAGCCUAAACGGCAAAGGAUAAGUAAGGCUCAGAGGAUGCAUAUAUUUAAGCAGAUUCUGGGUCUUGUUGAUGCUUGUCACACGAAAGGGCUUGCUUUGCAGCAUUUACGACCAUCAUAUUUUCUUGUGCUACCCGUAGAUCAGAUUAAAUACAUUGGAUCUUUUGUCCCUCGAGAACAGGUUGAGCAAGCUCCGAAUAUUCACCAUGAGCAGCAUCCAUUGAAAAAGAAGAGGCAUAGGGAACCAGAUGAAGCAGUUAAUGAAUUCUUGAAACUAAAGCAUCAGAAGCUUGCUGACGAUGGUAGUGUUACAUAUCUUUGCAAGAUUGGCUGUAUAGGAAAUGAUCAAGGUGAAGAAAAUGAAGUUGAUACUUCCAAAGCAGGAAACUCCAGAUGUGAUUUUAGGAAACUUACAGAGGGUAAACCGUUCAAAGCUUAUGGUACAUCUCACCCCCCAAGUUCUGAUGCCAUUCGCCAACAUCCUAUGUGUGAAUCAGUAAUGUUGGAGGAGGGGUGGUAUGUUAGUCCUGAGGAGUUGAAUGGUCAAGUUGCCUCUUGCUCGACAAAUAUCUAUAGUCUUGGGGUUCUAUUUUUUGAGCUCUUUUGCUGUUCUGAAACAUGGGAAGUGCAUUGUACUGCAAUGUCAGAUCUUCGGCAUCGGAUUCUUCCUCCAAGUCUUCUAUCAGAAAGUCCUAAGGAAUCUGGUUUCUGUCUUUGGUUGUUGCAUCCAGAGCCUUAUUCUCGGCCAAAGUCAAGGGAUAUUAUUCUGAGUGACCUAGUAAGUGAAGGUAGAAAUUUGUCGGCAAUAGACCAUACAUCUGCAUCGACCGAAGAAGAAGAUGCUGAAACUGACUUGUUGUUGCAUUUUCUAUUAUCUUUGAAAGAGCAUAAGGAGAAGCAAGCAGCAGAUCUAGUAGCAGGCCUUGAAUGCAUAAGAAUGGAUUUCGAGGAGGGUAAAAGAAGGCACUUAGCAAGAUCUGAGUUAGUUUUGAGUGGCAAAGUUCCGUCAUCAAAGUUUGGCGAGAUCUCAGAGUUUCACUCUCUUGAGAAACCUGUGACACAUGUGGAAACAAUGACCAGAUUAUCCAUGUCAAAUUUACUUGAUGAGAGAUUAAAUAAAAACAUUAACCAACUUGAAAAUGCAUACUUCACCAUGAGAUCCAAAAUUGAGAUACCCAAAGACAAUUCUGUAACUCGUUCCGACACUGAUCUUCUUAAGAUGCGAGAUAGGAGUUUUCAAGUCCAGAAUGCUGAUGCUGAAAUGGAAGUGGAUCAUCUUGGAAUUUUUUUUGAAGGUUUAUGCAAGUUCGCUCGUUAUAGUAAGUUUGAAGUAUGUGGUGGUCUUAAGAAUGAUGAUAUCCUUAACUGUGCAAAUGUUAUUUGCUCUUUGAGCUUUGAUGGUGAUGAAGACUACUUUGCUGCUGCUGGGGUAUCAAAGAAAAUAAAGAUAUUUGAGUUUAGCUCUCUUUUGAAUGACACUGUUGAUAUUCAUUACCCACUGAUUGAAAUGUCAAGUAGAUCCAGGCUCAGUUGUGUAUGUUGGAAUAGCUAUAUAAAAAACUACCUGGCAUCAACAGACUAUGAAGGUGUUGUUCAGAUAAAAGUUCUGCAUACAAACUAUUGCAGUAUGCAAGUUAAAUCUUACCCCAAGAUGUGUUUCGCCUUGGAGUCUGUUGAGAUUUUUGAACUUUGAGGUGUAAUCCGGAAGGUAGCUUUUCUGUCAUGUAUGAUUUUGUUCCUCAGUAUGAACCUGAUUAUAAUUGUUUAGUUGUGGUGUCAAACAAAACCUCUUGGCUUACUGUUGUCUUCCUGUCUGUCUUUUCUCUGAUUAUAGUAAAUUGUACAUGGCACAAAUUACAAAAACAAUGUUUUCUUGGUUCUUAUGCCACCAAGUUGAUCGUGUGUUUCAAUGUGACCAUCAACUCCUUGAUUAUUUGGGAACUUUUUAGAGGACCAAGUUGAUUCAUCUAAUAAUUAGGAAUAUAGGCCUGUUCUCUUUGAUGUAUAUUAAGUCAAUCUGGUCCCUAGAAGAACCAUUAUUAACUUCUUAAGUUCUUGGACUACAAAACAAGACGGACAUGUAUGAUGUGUGUUAAUAUUCACUUCAGUUUCUUUGCUUUGUUGAGCACUGUAGCAAUCAUCCUGUAUAUUUGGAGAUCUAUUAGGUGUUCUCUUCCUUUGGCAUGCUUCUUAGGUAAUACUUUGAUGGUAUGGCAAAAGAUUGCUCACUCUGUUUUUAUAUUAAAAUUAGAAUGAAAAGUUGGCUGAUAUAUCUUAUUUAAUGUUUCAUUGCCAACAAAUGGAAAACCUAGCUUUACUUCACCUAUCCAGAGUAUAUGAAUCUGUUAAGUAUCCUCGUAGAUCUUCUAUUUUAUUUUAUUUUAUUUUUUGUUUCUCUAUAUGUUUCUAAACCUUAUGAUGUUGCUGGAGUUGUCCAGAUUGGGCAUCAUCCCCAGCACAAAUAAUCAUCUCAAAUUUAGUGCUUCAUUUUCUCCCCCUCAUCAGAGAUUUAGAUCUCCUUGCUAAUAUUAUUCGUCCAUGAAGGUUUCACAUUUGGAAUAAGUAUUCCAAUUCACAAUAUAGCUAGUUGCAAGAUGGCUAAAAGUCUCAUGCUUCAUGAAAGUGAUAUUGAAGCUUUUAUGAGGAAAUUUUAUCCAUGAUGCUUUCUUUUUAGUCCGUCGGUAUAAUUUCCAUUAGGCAUCAAUCUUGAUGGAAGGGACAAACUAAUAAAUUUAAGGAUGCUAUCUAAUUUAGUAUCGAUAAAUUGCUGACAUCAUACUUAGCCUCCUUUUUCUUGCAGCCAUGGACUACACAGCCUAAAGAACUGGUUUACCUGUCCCACUAUAAUUGGUGUCUUCAUCUUAUGAAAAAUUUUGGUGACUGUUAGAGGUUGCUUGUAGACUUUCUCAUAAUAAUAAAUACUUAAUUAAUUUAUCCACAAUACAAAAGAACAAUGAUAAGUUGGUUAACAUCUAAAACUACUUUGAUUUUGCAAAGCCACAAUCCGUUGUCUUUUUCUCUUUAGAAAGAAAUGGAUUCCCCAGGAAAAAUGUGUAUUUCAUGUAUUAUACCCCAUUCAUCUAAUAUCUUGUCAUGUUUGCGUGCUCAUGGAAUCUUUGCUUUAUGAUUUUAUUAAUUUUAAUCUUGAAACUUUAAAAGGGUUUCUGAGAUUCCAUUUUUCUACCUAUUUAGUUCCUUGACCUGACUAUUUGUCAACUGCUUGAUAUCAAUUGAUUGAUGGCAGAUCUCAAAUAUUGUCUCCUUAUGAGGUUUAUGAAACUUUAUGGGCCAUGUUUUGUUGCUUCCCCUAUGAGGAAGAGGUGUUCAGAUUAGGGCAAGAAAAGGACAAGAUUCUUGAGAAUUUAAUUGUGUUCUCUACCUAGUUAGUUCUUUCACUUAACUAAUUUGUCAACUGCUUGGUAUCAAUUGAUUAAUGUCAGACCUCAAAAAUUGUUUUCAUCUUAUGAGGCUUAUGAAACUUUAUGGGCCUUGUUUCAUUACUUCCCAUAUGAGGAAGAGGUGUUCAGACUAUGGCAAGAAAGGGAGAAGACUGUUGAGAAUUAAAUUGAUUUUCUUCUUUGCAAUUAAGAUCAAUCAUUCUGGCUGUUGUAUCUUAUUGAGGCAUAAAUUUGUUUCCUUCAAAGGUCAUCCCUACCCGUAAUUUUGGAUGAUUAUGGGAUGCAAGCACUGGUCAAGGAUUCACACAGUUCAGAGGACAUCAAAAAAGGGCUUGGUCAGUCAAUUUCUCUCAAGUGGAUCCAGCUAAGCUGGCCAGUGGAAGUGAUGACUUUUCUGUGAAGCUGUGGAGC
This is a messenger RNA of Musa acuminata AAA Group (dessert banana), 4858 nucleotides long. RefSeq names its product protein SPA1-RELATED 4. Gene Ontology annotation, biological process: photomorphogenesis; protein phosphorylation. The transcript has 6 exons. Bases 145 to 2742 code for a protein of 865 amino acids. The record is from RefSeq and is a predicted model, not a curated record. Gene Ontology annotation, molecular function: protein binding; ATP binding; protein kinase activity. NCBI's taxonomy places the organism in Eukaryota, Viridiplantae, Streptophyta, Magnoliopsida, Zingiberales, Musaceae.